Messenger RNA from Fundulus heteroclitus (mummichog), 1897 nucleotides. Its product is annotated as sialin. Gene Ontology annotation, biological process: transmembrane transport; monoatomic anion transport. Lineage: Eukaryota; Metazoa; Chordata; Actinopteri; Cyprinodontiformes; Fundulidae. Gene Ontology annotation, molecular function: transmembrane transporter activity. The record is from RefSeq and is a predicted model, not a curated record. The transcript has 11 exons. The coding region runs from base 185 to 1717 and encodes 510 amino acids.
GUUGUUGAGAUCUGUUGUUCCGUAAUCGUUGUUCCUCAUGUGACUUUCAGUAAAACAACAGCAGCCUGUUCAGUUUCUGUCCUGCCGGGGAAGAUACUUCAUGUGUUUUUGCAUCACCAGAAUUAAAAGAUAAACGCCACACGCCAUGGCUCACUGACACAGACCCACAGACCCAGGUCCUGCCAUGACGCUGCCCAAUGGCUGCUCCAUCAACACAGACGCUUUGGACCAGAACGCCGACACCCAGGUUCUCCUGGAAAAGGAUGCCGUUCCUCCUCAGUGCUGCUCGGCUCGCCUCAACCUCGCCAUCCUCAUGUUCUUCGGGUUCUCCAUGGUCUACGGUCUCCGCGUCAACCUCAGCGUCGCCAUGGUUGCCAUGGUGAACACCACGGACCCCGGCGGAGGCACGAACGCCACGGUGGACCCGGCGUGUCCGUUCCCUCCGGGGCAGGAGAACGGCAGCAGAGCCCUGCGGCAGCCGGACGGGACGCCUCAGUACCCCUGGGACUCAGAGACGCAGGGCUGGCUGCUGGGCUCCUUCUUCUUCGGGUACCUGCUGACGCAGAUCCCGGGGGGGUACCUGGCCGGCCACUACGGGGGGAAGGUCUUCCUCGGCCUGGGCGUGUUCGGCACGGCCGUCCUCACCCUCCUCACGCCUGUGGCUGCAGGGCUGGGCUCCCACUGGCUGUUUGCGCUGCGGGCCUUGGAGGGCUUUGGAGAGGGCGUGACGUUCCCGGCCAUGAUGGCGAUGUGGGCUCGGUGGGCGCCUCCUCUGGAGCGCUCCCGCCUCAUCACCCUAUCGGGUUCUGGGGCCAGCUUCGGCGCCUUCCUGGCCCUGCCGCUCACCGGCUACAUCUGUGAGAAGCUGGGCUGGCCCGCUGUCUUCUACCUCUGCGGAGGCGCCGGGUGCCUCUGGUUUGUGUUCUGGUGCGCUCUGGUGUCCGACGACCCUCGAACUCACCGUCGAAUCAGCAAAGAGGAGAGCGAUUACAUCAUAAACUCUAUUGGAGCUCAGGGCAAACGUCACGGCUGGUCGCUGCCACUGCUCUCCAUGCUGCUGUCCGUGCCGCUGUGGACCAUCAUCAUCAGCCAGAUGUGCUCCAACUGGUCCUAUUACACGCUGCUCACCUCCCUGCCCACCUACAUGAACGACAUCCUGCACUUUGACCUGCAGUCGAACGGCUUCCUGUCCUCGCUGCCGUACCUGGGCAGCUUUCCGGUCUCGGUGCUGUCUGGCGUGGCAGCUGAUUGGCUCAUAGAGAGGAAGGUGUUCAGCAUCACCAACGUGCGCAAGAUCUUCACCUUCUUAGGCCUGCUGCUGCCGGCCGUUUUCCUCAUCGCCGUCUGCUACGCCGGCUGCAGCCACAUCCUCACCGUCACCUUCCUCACGCUCUCCACCAGCGUGGGAGGGAUCAGCGCGGCCGGCGUCUACGUCAACCAGAUCGACAUCGCCCCGCGCUACGCAGGAUUCCUGCUGGGAGUCACAAACACGUUCGGAACCAUCCCGGGCGUGGUGGCGCCCAUCGUGACGGGAUAUUUUACGGAAGACCACACCCUGGCAGGCUGGAGGAAGGUGUUCUGGGUCGCCGCUGGCAUCAACAUCGGCGGGGCCGUCAUCUACACCAUGUUCGGCAGCGGGGAGAUCCAGGCGUGGGCCGUGGAGGAUGAGGAGCGAGAUGAAGCUGAGAGGAAGAGCAGCAGGUCCACGUCGACGUAAAACCAAAGAGAAGAAGCCGAAGAUCAACUCAGACACUGACCUCAUCCUCGGUUAGAUUGUCUAUUACUGCAGUUUGUUGCAACAUGUUUACAUUAAUUCACCUCUGAUUCCAUAUUUUUCUAUCCAUCCGAUGAUGCAGAUUAUAUUCACUGAAGGCAGUCUUGCUCCAUAGUUUUCCAG